Daucus carota subsp. sativus is the source of this 1600-nucleotide messenger RNA. RefSeq lists its product as uncharacterized. NCBI's taxonomy places the organism in Eukaryota, Viridiplantae, Streptophyta, Magnoliopsida, Apiales, Apiaceae. The transcript is spliced from 2 exons. Bases 176 to 1417 code for a protein of 413 amino acids. The record is from RefSeq and is a predicted model, not a curated record.
ACCUCAAGUCCAUACCGAAUUUACAUCGUAUUUUACAUGUAACAUGCAAUAACUGAGUAUGUGUUGACAUAAAUCGCUACAUGUGCGCUCUCUGUUCUCUCUCCCCCUCCCUAUAUAUAAAAAUCUCGCUGCUCAUCUCUCUCAAAUAUAUCCCACAAAACAAAAGCUCCCAAACAUGUCUCACCAAUCUUCGACUUGGUCCUCAAAGCUGAAAUUCUUCAACAAGAUCCGACGCUUCAUGCAGCCGAGAAGUUCCCCCAAGCAAUCCGCCCCGUCCGAUCACGAUCCGAUAAAACAAAAUGAAUCGAUGAUAGUAGUGAAGGUGGCAGAGGAAGGUGGCUGUGGAGUGUUGCAGAGGUCAGUGAAGAGGCUUCAUUUCGGAAAUUUCGAAGAGAAGGAGGGGGCGGCGGAGGAUAUUAUUCGACUGGCACGAGACAAUUUGAGACGUCGGAAAAUGAUGGCGGAGCUCGGAGUUAUUCCGCCGUUGGUGGAAAUGGUCGGUUCGGAGGUGCUGACAAGAAGAAGCUUGGCGGUUCGAGCGCUCAUCGAGCUUGCUAAUGGGACUUACACGAACAAAGCUCUCAUGGUUGAGUCCGGAAUCUUAUCCAAACUACCCGAAAACAUCGGUGUUUUAGAGGAGCAAACAAGGCAUGAAUUUGCACAACUAGUCUUGUCUAUCUCUUCCCUACACAACAGCCAAGUCCCGAUAAACUUGUCGAAGAUUGUCCCACUUGUGAUCUCCAUUAUUGAAUCAGAUUCGAAUUUUGCAACAAAACAACUCUGUUUAGGUACAUUGUACAAUCUUUCCACUAUGCUAAACAAUGCAGGAACUUUGGUGUCGAAUGGCGUAAUAAACAAUCUCCUAAGAUACUCCUCUGUCAAAGAAACAUCAGAAAAAGCCCUGGCGACUCUAGGGAACUUGGUAGUGACCUUAAUGGGGAAAAAGGCUUUAGAAAGUAAUCUUUUGGUCCCCGAAAACUUAAUUGAGAUUAUGACAUGGGAAGAUAAGCCGAAAAGCCAAGAGUUGUCUAUUUAUAUUCUGAUGGUAUUAGCACACCAGAGCUCGAUGCAGAGACUGAAAAUGGCCGAAGCAGGGAUUGUUCAUGUUCUCCUCCAAGUGUCAUUGUUAGGUACCACCUUGGCGCGGAAAAGGGCACUUAAAUUGCUGCAAUGGUUUAAGGAUGAAAGGCAAACAAGAAUGGGACCUCAUUCAGGGCCACAAACUCGAAGGCUGUCGAUUGGUUCACCUAUAAAUCAUAAUGAGGCACGCGAAGGAAAGAGGUUGAUGAAGAACAUGGUUAGACAAAGUUUGUAUAAGAAUCUGGAAACGAUUACUCGUCGUGCCAAUGCUGAUGAGGGUUCUUCUAAGCUCAAGUUCUUGGCUACAAGUUCAAGCUCCAAGAGUUUGCCUUAUUAGAUUUACUUUACAAUGUGCUAAGAUUGUGAUGUCCUCAAGUGAUGAGAAAUGGUAUCAGGGAUGGUUUUUUUCCCCACAGAGGUGCUUUUUUGUGUGCAGUUUGUGGCUUUGUAUAUGGCAGAAAAAUGUUCUGUUUUUACAUUCUUCUUUUAAUCGAAAAACUCAUAUACCGUUUGGAAUUUA